Molecule: messenger RNA, 5426 nt
Organism: Exophiala xenobiotica
Lineage: Eukaryota; Fungi; Ascomycota; Eurotiomycetes; Chaetothyriales; Herpotrichiellaceae
Exons: 1
Coding region: 297-5246 (1649 amino acids)
Biological process (GO): autophagy of peroxisome; macroautophagy; late endosome to vacuole transport
Cellular component (GO): late endosome; phosphatidylinositol 3-kinase complex, class III, type II; phosphatidylinositol 3-kinase complex, class III, type I
Molecular function (GO): protein binding; protein serine/threonine kinase activity; ATP binding
Source: RefSeq, a predicted model, not a curated record
CCGAAUCUAUAAUCGUCCAACGGUGAAUGCGUACGUGAACACAGGCACACCAUCUUCCAGUCAAUGGCUUGAUUACUCGCGAAUGCCAUCUCUUCCGCGGUUACGUUCAGCGCGCGCCCACCAUCUCCAACCGGUCUCGGGGGACACGAACAAACGGCAAUGGAGUCUAGAAUAGUACCGUUUCCUAACUUACGCCAUCAGAUAUGACCUGAAUCUUUCUCUUUCGCUUUCUCUCUGUCGGACUCUGCCUCGCAAGCUGCGGGAUUGCCUCCGGACAAUCCGCUUUCGCUGUCGAAAUGGGUCAAGGGUACUCGAUGACAACGCUGUCCGCAGCGUCAGCCAGUAUCGAUGUUCCUGAACUGGCAGACCUUGUCCAUGAGAAGACCCUGGCUUCAGCUCGGUUUAUGAAGAGUGUUAGAGCUCGGAGUCAGCAAGGCUUUGUCUUCGUCAAGGCCGUCAUGAAACCUUAUUCUUCUUUUCAGGUCCAAGAAUAUGUGCGCCAAAUCAUCGAAGAACGAAACAUACUGGCAGACAUACCCAAUGCUUUGGGCUAUCAGAGGAUCGUCGAAGUUGGAAGCGGAGGGUUUCUUGUCCGACAAUACAUGUUCAACUCAGUCUACGACCGGAUCAGCACACGUCCGUUCCUUGAAGACAUCGAAAAGAAAUGGCUAGCCUUUCAAUUGCUGUGCGCUGUCCGCGAUUGUCAUGCGAGAAACGUCUACCAUGGAGACAUCAAGACAGAGAAUCUGCUGGUCACGUCCUGGAAUUGGCUUUACCUUACCGACUUCUCGUCCUCUUUCAAACCUACCUACCUCCCCGAAGACAACCCGGCCGACUUUUCCUUCUACUUCGACACAUCCAGCCGUCGGACAUGUUACAUUGCUCCGGAAAGAUUUACCACUUCCACCUCUGUCGACACGCAAGACGAAUUGAACUGGGCCAUGGACAUCUUUAGCGUUGGUUGUGCUAUUGCUGAAAUGUUCCUGGAAGGGCCUAUCUUCUCCCUAAGCCAAAUCUUCAAGUAUCGGGCAGGGGAAUACAGUCCAGAACACACCCACCUCAACAAGAUCGAAGACGCCGAAGUGAAAGCCAUGAUCCUCAACAUGAUAGAGCUCGAUCCUGAGAAGCGAUACAGCGCUGAGCAGCUGCUCUCGUUCUACCGAUCCAAGAUCUUCCCAGACUACUUCUACAGCUUUCUUCAUCAGUACAUGUUAGACCUUACCAGACCCUCAACCGCCUCAAAGCCUGUGGAACUGGAUGCUGGAAGCCUUGCUGAAUGUGACGAGAAGAUCAACCGAGUCUACUACGAUUUCGACAAGAUCUCGUUCUUUCUAGGAUAUGGCCCAAGUCCUGCGAAGCAGUCGUCCAAAUCACCCUUGACACUUCGAUCGAGCAAUCGAGUCAAGUCAUCAGAGGCCGACCCCUCAUUGUACGACGGAAGUUUACUAUUUCUCACUCUAGUGGUUUCAAGCAUGAGGAACACUGCCAAAGCCUCAGCGAAGCUCAAAGCGUGUGACCUGCUAGUUGCCUUCGCAGAACGACUUCCGGACGAGGCGAAGCUCGACCGUAUUUUACCUUACAUCAUCGGCUUACUCUCGGACAGUUCGGACGUUGUCGUGGCAGCAGGGAUCUACGCGAUGACUUCAAUCUUCGAGAUGAUCGAAGUAGUCUCCCCAAUAAACGCCUACAUCUUUCCCGAAUACAUCUUUCCCAGGAUGCGGCAAUUUAUUCUGGGACCUACAACUCAGCCGAGCGUACUUGUUCGUUCUGCUUAUGCUUCAUGUCUUGCGUCAUUAGCACUCUCUUCUUUGCGCAUCCUUGACGUGGUACAUGCCAUUCGUGCUGAUGGCAGAUUGCCUGCUCUGCGCGAGGACGAACUGGCUCCGGAGUCAUCAUAUCAUGGACUUUACGAUAUAGCAAGAGCAGAACUAGUACCGCACUUCGAAGAGUCAACCGUCGCCCUCAUCACAGAUCCAGAACCAUCCGUUCGGAGAGCUUUGCUUGGUUCAGUCUCCCGGUUAUGCGUCUUCUUUGGGAGUCUCCGGGCUAGCGAUGUCAUCCUACCUUAUCUCAACACCUACUUGAACGAUAAGGACUGGAUCCUCAGAUGCUCCUUCUUCGAAGCACUUGUUGGUGUUGCUUCAUAUGUCGGCACAUCAAGCCUCGAGAAAUUCAUCCUUCCAAUCAUGGUCGGUUCUCUGACCGACUUGGAGAGCUUUGUGAUUGAGAAAGUCUUCCGAUCGUUGGCUCGAAUGGCAGCUUUGGGUCUCUUGCAGAAGUCCACGACCUGGGAGCUUGUCAGCAUUGCUGCAAGGUUUAUUGUCCAUCCGAGUGUUUGGGUUCGCGAGAGCGCCGUGCAAUUUAUUGUGCUAUCAGCAAGAUACAUUUCUGCGGCUGAUCAAUACUGCAUCGUCCUGCCAAUGAUUCAACCUUUCUUGAAGAGCAGAACCCAUAUAAUUUCAGAGGAGCGCAUCCUCGACAACCUGAAGCGACCACUUCCUAAGAUCGUUUUUGAUGCGGCUGUAAAUUGGGCAGCAAGGAAGGGGAAUAGCCUGUUCUGGACUGCCGCAAGCCGCGAUGGUGCAUUGACAUUAUCAGACUCUGCAACGCCACAAAACCCUUCAGUAUUGACAAAGAGAUUAUUAACACGAAUACCACCUUCGCAAAAGGACAAGGAUGACCAAACUUCCCUUGAAACCUUGAAGAACCUGGGCAUGACACCAGAUGACGAAAUCAAAUUGCUCGCGUUGCGCGAGUACAUACUAAAAAUAUCCAAACACAAGCCGGCUGAGGAUGUGAACCAGAGACACAUUAUGCUGAACAACAUUUUGGCGCUGAAUCAGAUCAACGUGACACCACAGAAUGUCUUCUUUGAUCAGCGUGAAGCUCUUCGCGAAAUUAAGAGUCGAUCAAGUUUGGUCCAGAAGAAGAGUCGGAAGGACGAGCGACAUAGCUUGACAGAUGCUCUGUUGGACGCAUCCACAAGCAUUGAUGACCAAGCAGCGAAACGAAGAUCACUCUCCGAUGUCAGUAGCGGGACGCAGACGCCCUCCACCAGACCGAUUGACAUUCACCACCGAGCAGCAACUCUCCGCACUGACAUUGCGCCAUCCAUCAGUAUUGAGAGGGCAAGCGGCUCUUCAAAGCCCAGCGGCUCAAAUGGUACCGGAUCGCCUAUAGAUAGGUUGUCAUUGCGGCGUAACAAGCCACUUGAGCUGAAACAUCGGAAUAGCGGCCUCAACUUGAUGAACCGAACAGAUUCUGCCAAAGCGGAUGCCGAAAUUUCGACGACCUCAGAGACUGCUUUUGGAAGAGUCGACGGGCCAUUGCACCGCAAGAGCACGGCUGGGCCGUCUGCAUUAAGUGUUGCUGCCAAUGCCGUAGCCAAUUCAAGGUCUGUAUCUCCUCGAAGUGGUGGGUCGCGCACGCCACUCUACGAGCCAAAUCAUUCCUAUGCGGGAAAUGAUCCUAAUAUUUUGCGACUGCUUGAUCAUCAUUUCGUUGAAAAUUUCCCUGUUGAUCAGAUGGACUUCGGCCCCAAUCGACCUUUUGCGGACAGCAAGACACCCAUCAGAAGAGCUACGGAUGUUUUCCAGCAGAACACAGGCCGAGUAGCUCAACAGGAGCUUACUUUCCGUGCUGAGCCCUGGCGUCCGGGAGGCCAGCUUGUCACCCAAUUCUCGGAGCACACUGCAGCUGUCAAUCGUGUCUGUGCCGCUCCGGAUCAUGCUUUCUUCGUGACCGCUUCGGACGAUGGCACCUGCAAGGUGUGGGACACCAUUAGACUAGAGAAGAAUGUGACCCCACGGUCAAGAUACACCCAUCGGCAUGCAGAAGGCGCAAAGGUCAAAAGCCUUUGCUUUGUCGAUAGCACCCACACAUUCCUCAGUGGUGCUGAUGAUGGCAGCAUUCACGCUGUUCGCGUGGAUUACAAGAGUGUGGAUGGCGGCGAGAGCUCUAGAUAUGGCAAGCCUAUUCUUGUCAGAGAUUACCAGAUACCUGGCCAGAAAGUCUUCGAGAACCUCAGCAGCACUCGGGAAGCUGCUGCGCUCUCUAAGCCAGAGCACGCCGUCUGGCUUUAUCACUAUCGGACACAGUCCUUGCAGUCUAUCCUCCUCGCUGCCACCAGUGAGUGUAGGGUCUUGGCCAUCGACCUGAAGAAUAUGGAGAUCAUCCACAGCAUGGAAAAUCCUGCCCACCAUGGUACGCCAACCACAUUCUGCGUCGACAAGAAACACCAUUGGCUACUGUUAGGGACAAGCCACGGGAUUUUGGAUCUUUGGGACCUCAGAUUCAAAUUGAGGCUAAGAAGUUUCGGCACUCAAACAGACUCCAGGAUUGAUCGACUGCUCAUUCAUCCAACAAAAGGACACGGACGUUGGGUCAUGGCUAGCACGGGUGGCGAAAUCAGUGUCUGGGACAUCGAGAAGCUGGUCUGUCGAGAGGUUUGGAGACCCAGCACCUCCUCACCUGGAGCGAGUAUGCGUCCCUAUGAGACAUGGUCUCCUGAUGAAGAGAACAGCGAGAAGGUUCUUUCGCGCUUCGCUCAUCAGCCUCCUGAGGACAACCCCCCCGCUGGGCCACUGCUGCGACCUAAUCUCGCCAAUGGCUCGCCUGUCAAGUCCAGAUCCUCAAGUGACAACGAAGCGACAUCGUCCCGCCUCCUCUCGUCCACGCCCUCAAUGCCGGCAGUGUACAUCCUGCAUGACUACCUGCUCAAUCCAUCCCAGCCAGACAACCCGUACAAACACGCUCUACUGUUCACAGGCGGCGAUGAUCGUGAUCUGCGCUAUUGGGACAUCCAGCGGCCUGAGAACAGCUUCAUCAUUUCCGGACCAGAGCUCCAUAACGAUGAUGCGACGGCCAUGAAGAUCAAAUACGAGCUGACUUAUCCUCUGGCAUUGAGUGCUGGAGCUCAGAUCGCCCUGAUCCAGGAGAAACUCAGCGAUGAAGCAUCCAGCGGAGGCGCAAGUAGUCGGGGGACACCGAAGAAGCCGUCGCGCUCUAUCAGGGAUCAAGAAGGCAAUGCGAGAACAAGCAGUCCGGCGUCAACGUCUGCAAGUUCGCCGUCAAAGACUUCUUCGGCGUCGUCGUCCAAACCACCGCGCAGCACGGUUAUCAGCGGUGCGCAGCAGCAAAUUCUCCGUACGCACAUGGAAGGGAUUACAGAUGUCAUUGUGCUGAGAAAACCAUACGGGUGUGUGGUCAGUGUUGAUCGAGCCGGGACAAUCUUUAUAUUCCAUUGAACGACGGAUACUGUUCGUUGGCGGCGAUGGAUGCCAAAGCAACGUUGUACGUGGAGGGCCAGCAAAUCACCUGGAUUUCCUGCAUAGAGAGGGAUUUGAAGACCAUAGUGGGCGGCGUCCUUCCCCUGAUAGAUUCGGUUCAUACCAAAUCAAACUAGCCUUGUAGCAUGCCCUCUUCAG